AUUAUAGAUGAAUAUUUACUAUCUUUAAGUGAAAAAAAAAGACCUAAAGCAUUAAUUACAGAGAAUAUUGCUAAUAAAUAUUUACAAAUUUUAAAUAAUUCUCAAGAUACUCAUAUUGCAAACCCUAAUAAACCUGUUGCUUUAAAAGAAAGAUUAUAUUAUAUUAUCGCAGAAGAACAUCUGGCUAUUGGACAUGGAGAUGCUAAAGCUAUUUACAAACAAGUAUCAGAUAAAUAUCAUGAUUUAAUCUUUGGUUAUGAACCUCAUAGUAAUUAUGUUCUUCUUGACCAACUUUGGUCUCAAGGAAUUAGAGAUGAAGAAAAUAUUUCUAAUGACGUUCAAAUUGAAGAAUAUUAUGAUGUUCAGUUUGAUAAUGAUAAUGAGGACAAUAUCCAGGUUGAAGAAGAUGAAGACGAUAGCAUAAAUGAGA
Messenger RNA from Racocetra fulgida, 430 nucleotides. Lineage: Eukaryota; Fungi; Glomeromycota; Glomeromycetes; Diversisporales; Gigasporaceae. The record is from the annotation of a GenBank genome assembly.